AUGUUACGUAAUAAGACCCACCACGAAUUGCUCCAGUUGUCGAAGCACAUCGUCCAGCCCCUCCUCCCCCACUUGCACAAGGGCCAGGCAGGCAAGAUCACCGUCAUAGGUGGCUCCGAGGACUACACGGGCGCCCCAUUCUUUUCAGCCCACUCAGCCGCCUUAGUGGGCGCCGAUUUGGCCCAUGUCGUGUGCGAGAGAGCAGCCGCCCCCACCAUCAAGCUGUACUCGCCGGACCUCAUGGUCCACCCGUACUUGUACGAGUUGCACAGUCCCGAGCUAGGACUCGCCAGCGACGACAUUGCUCUGCUUGCCAAGCUCCUGGUCAGCGAGCUCUUGGACAACAAAUCGCCAGUCCUAGACUCCGUGAUCGACUCGCGCGUGUUGCCAAAGGUGUCCAGCCUUUUGGCCAGGUCCGACAUGGUGGUGGUGGGGCCUGGCUUCGGCAGAGACCCCUUGAUGUUGAAGUCGUUGGUGCGCAUCAUCGAGGAGAUCAAGGUGUUGAACAAGCCAUUGAUCCUCGACGCAGACGCAUUGUUUCUAGUGGCUGCCAGCCCCCAGUUGGUGCAGAACUAUCCCAAGGCCAUCCUCACCCCCAACGUGAUGGAGUUCAGCAGGCUCGCUGCCAAGCUCGGCAUCGACGCCCGGGUGGGCGAGUCCGACAUUGCCAAGUUGACCAGCGAGGCAGUGCAGUUGUCCAAGGCCUUGGGCAACGUCACCGUGGUGCGCAAGGGCCUGCACGAGCUCAUCGUCAAGGGCGACCAGGUGUUGGUCAACGAGACUGCUGGCUCCAACAAGCGCGUCGGGGGCCAAGGCGACACCUUGACAGGUGCUAUCGCCACCUUGGUCAACUGGUCGUACAACUACAACAACAAGGUGUGGGACCCUGAGGACGGUGCAGGCUUGAGUGCGGACGAGGCCAACCUCUUGGCCUGUUUUGCGGCCUGUUCGUUGGUGCGGAUGGCCAGCUCCAAGGCCUACAAGAAGUACCACCGCUCUAUGCAAACCUCCAACAUCCACGAGUUCUUGAGCGAGUCGUAUGUGGACUUGUUCGAAAACCAGGUGUUCUUAAAGUUUUGA
Molecule: messenger RNA, 1080 nt
Organism: Suhomyces tanzawaensis NRRL Y-17324
Lineage: Eukaryota; Fungi; Ascomycota; Pichiomycetes; Serinales; Debaryomycetaceae
Product: NADHX dehydratase
Exons: 1
Coding region: 1-1080 (359 amino acids)
Biological process (GO): metabolite repair
Molecular function (GO): ATP-dependent NAD(P)H-hydrate dehydratase activity
Source: RefSeq, a predicted model, not a curated record